CUCGUUUCAGGACAGGGACUAUACUUUCUGCAUGAAGAAGCAGGGCCGGCCCAACCAACCUAGGCAGUCGCAUAACGUUGCAGCCCAAAGAAAGGCCCACGCCCACCGAACUUCCUAUAGCUACAGUGAGUCACGGUAGAGCUAUUGACUACGGGCUACCUCGACAAGACGUGGGAAAACCUAAUCGCCGUCCGCCAUCGGCCAUGGCAGGCAAGAACCUGUUCGACAACCUAUUCCUUCGCCACCGACCUACUUCCCGCCUCCCAACGGACCCUUCCCUUCUUUGCAAGAAAACACCGGAGAACAGGGGACUCCUUCCCCUCUCCCUCGCCCUCUCGCAGUCACUGAUAGUGAUCAAACCCUCCCAUCUCUUUCUGAUCCCUCCUUCCUCGCGCGCUCUUGUAAGAGGAGGGGGGGAGGGGGGGGGGCGGUGGGAGGAAUCCUAGCGCGGCCCCGCCUGAUAGACGAAUCCGUGAUUCUUGCUUGCUGAGUGGACUCUGAAACCGUAAAGGGAUUCUUGGUGCUCGUCGCGCCUGCCUCGCAGAUUUAUGCAAGCAGAUGGACAAAGAUAUUCUUAGUACUUUGAAAGUUGUGUGGAAAAUGCAAAAAAAGAUCAAUCAUUGUCGGAAAAGUUGGCAGUGUUGGCCUCCAAGCAUAUAUACAGGUUCGUCUUAGACGAUUACAAGCUAUAUCAGAUUGUCUAGAUUUUUUUUAGAGCUUUAUUGAUACGAAAUCGAUAAUGAGAGAUAUUAAUUAAAUAUCCAUAGAAAUAAACAUGACCUGCAAUUCUAAAUGGCUAGAUGCCUUGAAAUAUUCACUACUUUUUUCUCUUAAUAGGAUAAGAUGAGGAUAAGUGGAAGACAGAUGGUGAUUCUUUUUACAUAUUUUUUCACAAGUGUUUGCUCUGAUGGGCAAGUUACAAAUUUUGUAUCUUUUCGUUAUAUUGUGGUAUGGAGUGAACUUGCAAUUCAUUUAUGGGUUGAGUGUUGAGGGGGACAUGUGGAAAUAGCAUAUACGAAGAAUCAAUCAAAUAGGUUCAUUAGUGUGAGCAUUAGCAAUAUGGUCUUAUAAAUAAUUUCUAAUAUUAAGUGAUGAAUAAUUGUAAUUCUUCUACCAUGCUACUUUGUCAUGUUUCAUGAAAAUUAGAUGAGUUAUGCAACAACAAUUUGACAAUACCAUAUUUUGUGAUGCUAGAGUUAAAUUUUGAAUCAAGUGGAAUGUUAUUGCUUGUUAUGUCUCCAUGUACUAUAUAUUGGUGGAGUGCAAUCAUGGUGCGCAUACAAUAUAACAUCAGCAACAUCCUUGACAAUAUCCAGUCUCUUUUCCCAGCCACACUCAAUGGCUCCUUCCUCAUUCUAAAAGUAUGCAUGCCAAACUUCCUUUUUUUUCAUAUAUUAAUGUACAAGAAACUUUUAUUUAGUAGUGGAGUAAAUUCCCGUAAAGCAUCACAAUGUUCUGGUGCCAAAUUUGGGUCGUCUAAAGCUGCAGCACCCUUGCUAGACUAAAGGUCUAAAUCCAAUCAAUUUCAAUCAUAAAUAUCACGAUGGAUCUGUAGUCAACUCCAAAAGAGCCUCUGUUGCAGUAUCUUACAUAGAUCAUGGACCGAAUCUUUUUUAAUAUCAUUUGUCACAAUCCAAGAUCUCAGGUAAAAGGUUAGCUGGAGGGUGUUAUUUGAGUUCUUUAGCCUUGUAAAAGCAUCGGAGAUCUACCCAAUGUAUAGUCGAUAGAGAACUAAAUACAUACCUGCACUAGCCCUCACAAGCUCCUUGCCAAUGAAAAAUAUGUCAUCAAAAUCUUCUGUGGCUAAGAUGAUGUCUCGCAUGCAUCUUUCCCAUCAAAAUGCCAAACCAAGAAUGAACUUCCAUUGGGCACAUUUGUUUCAAAUUGUAUUUUGUGUGUCACACCUCAGAUCCGGAACAUAAUUUGUCGCACCCUAGAUCCAAAGCAUGACAUGGCCAUGCUACCGAGGGGUGAAACCCUUGAUAAUACGAAGCCAACAUUACAUUUAACUUUUAGAUCGAUCUCAAAUAUAAUAGAAUCAAUAGGAAUCUAAUUUUAUUAUUCAUUAAAUAAUAACUAAUAUUGGUUCAGAGCAUCUAAAUCCAAACUUGAAUACCAAACCUAUAAUUCUUACUAUUCACAAAAAAUACUAAUUACAAUUUUAUAAUCAAUUGUAGAACUAAAAUUUUGCUCUGUUACAUAGAUCACCAAGCUUGCUAGCGCGAACUUCAAGUCUGGACCAACCUUCAUCUGUAUUGAUCCUAUUUGUCUGGAGAGAGAAAAAUAAAAAGAGAUAUAUGAGCGACAUAGCUCAGUAAGUAAACAUUUUACUACCUUACUAGAUCAAGUAUAAGUUUUUUCCAUGCUAAUGCAUCAUUUAAAGAAAAUAACAAACAUUCUAAAAUAAGUAUUUCAUAAUAUAGUAUAAUAAAACAAGUCAUAAGCAAAUCAUGCAUGCAAAAAUCAUUCAUAAUUCAUAACAUAACUCCAUAUUUAUUUUUUCAAAUAAAUACACAAAUCAUUCCUCUGCCAUUUAGCCAUAUUAUAGUUAAAAAUAUUGCUUACAGAUAUUUAUGCUUUGGUCACUUUAUAUCCGUGACAGGGCUAGUGUUUGUAAUCGAUAUAGAUUUAUGUUCGUAUGUCAGCUCUAUACCCAUUGGCGGGGUUAUUGUUCGUAUGGAUGCUAGCUCCGGAUGUCGAUUUUCUCAAUGCAAUGGAUCAUAUAUAGCUAUCUGAGAGUUUUUAGAAAGCUUAUAUCUUUUUUAUAAAACAUACAUAUAAAUAGAUAAAUACUAAAUGGCAUGAUCAGAUUUAUAUUUCAUAACAAAACUAUUUUUAUUAAAAUAUUUGUAGAACUAUUUUUCAUAAUAAAGUAUAAUUUUCAUAAUACAUAUGCUGAUCCAUAAUUUAAAGCAAAGCAUGAUAUUUUUACAAGCAAAUUUUAUGCAUGGAAAAUAUGUCGUAAGGAGUGCAAGAUUUACUUGCAAGUUCAAAAACUAGGAAGGAGUACAAAAUUUACUUACAAGUUCGAAAAUUAGUAAGGAGUAUAAGGCUUACAGUUCGAAAAUUAGUAAGGAUUAUAAGGCUUACUUACAGUUCAAAAAUUAGUAAGGAGUAUAAGGUGAGUAUAAGGCUUGCUUACUUCUUUUGCCUUAAGCCGUCAAACUUUACUAAGCAAUUCAACCCUAUUAACAACAUUAAAUGCGGGAUUAAUUUUCAUUCGAAUAAAUAAGAAAGGAGAUGGUUGGUUGGGUGACAGUGUUCGGCGGUUCCGGGUAGGUCAGGCCUAAGCGAUUCGAUCCAUAAAUCAUAGGACAUGGACUCGAUCAGGGCCAAGGUUAAUCAAUAUGAUUCAUCAAUGAAGAUUUCAAGGAUAUUCAACAGGGCCAUGAUGAUCGAUCUAGCAGGCAGCCCGACACCAGGGCGGAUCAAGGCCUUUACAGGGCUCGACUCGGAUUCGUAGAUCAGGUCGACAAGACCCAAUUCUGGAUUUCUUGGACCUUCUAGAGAGAGAAAGCAGAGAGAGAAAGUGGAGAGGAGAGAGGAAACAAGAGAGAGAAAUAAGAGAGGGAUGACUCUCUCUCUUCUUCUUCUUCUCCUCUUCUUUUUUUUUCUUUCUUAUUUGUUUCUUCUUUUCUUUCUUCCUUGGUAAAAUAGAGGAGGAAAGAGAAUGGCUGGUGGCUGCUGUGGUCCGGUCAGAUGGCAGACGGCGGUGGUGACAACCAGCUAAGGGCGGUCAGAAAAGGAUGAUAAAAAUAGGGGUGGGACAGGCUGGUGGAUUCGUGUCUUAGUGCACUUGCCGGCGGCUGGGGGAUUGGCACGGGCCAGAGGUCGACGUAAGGAAGGAGCUGUGGGCUUCGGCGAUGAACAUUGACGACACCAGCAUACUCAAAAGAAGAGAAAGAGAAUCGAAACAAGGGUACCAUGUUUCGGAUGCAAAUUUGGCGAUUGCCGGUUCCAAAAAGGCUAAGAACAAUGGCUAGAAGCUUGAGCUAGAAAGGGAAGAAGGCGAAGAACUCUCACCUUGGUCCAACGAAGCCUCCAGUGGCUCUCCGGCAACCUUUUUUCAGCGACAAAUUGGAGAGGAGAUUUAGAGAAGAAUCGUUAGAUCGGCGGCGAUUCUUGGAGAAACCGGUGAUGGAUUUCAAUGGAGGAGGAGGAGGAAUUAAAUAGGGAAAGUCUCCGAGUCCUAGUCGAACUUGGAUUGCCCUGGGAGUCCUUGAUUCUUGCCAGAUUCGGAGGAGGAUGAGUCUUCUUUCUCAGUUGCUUCAUGUUAGGGAGCACAAUGGGGCUUUGGGCCUGGCCUCUUCGGGUCGGCCCACAUGCCCAAGGAAAGUGCGCGACGGUCAACCGACCGGGUCCUCAGAUUGUGCUUCUUGAAGAAGGCUAUAGCAACUCUAGUGAAGCAAGAAUAAAAGAAAUAGCGAGCCAAGAAUAUAUAUAAUUGUCAAGAGCAUGACUUUAUGGCGUUGCUUGGCAUUUUCUUGUUGAAAGUGUGUCAAACGGAGGUAAACCGUGCACAUAACCACACAAGCCUUUAUCAUGAACAAACAACUCUCUUGGAGCAUUUUGGAAAAACUGGUUAUCAGGAAGAAGGACCCUCCAGGAGGUAUGAUAAAUCUAUGGAUGACAAGCUAAUCAUGCCUCGAAGAGAUGAUAAAAUGGAACCUCCGGGGUUGUUAUGCGAGAGAUUUAGGUGUUUUAACAUUAGUAGCUUGCUUAGUUGUGAUGGAAUAUUAUACCCAUGAAGAAAUUGUUGCUUCGAUCGACUAAUUCUUACAGGUUACCAAUUUGAUGUGGAAUAGUUUCAUUCAACACAUUAUUAGUCAUCUUAAGCAGGCAGAGUUUAUUGCAGCCCCCAAUUUGUUCUGGUAUUCGUCCAUUCAGAGUGUUUGCUAACAAAUUUCAUAUCAAAAAGUAAUACCAGCACAAUCAUAUCUACAAAAAAAAUCAUGAAGUUUCAUCAUUAAUUUUUCUUGAUUUUGCAGCAAUUGGUAGUAGUCUUGUGCAUUGGGUUGUCUUUUUGUUAAUGUAACCAAAUUGGAGCAUAGAUGCAAUAUAUGUCGUAGGCUUUGCACUCUUUGAUAUUCUAUAUCUAUCAUGCUACAUGGCACUCUUUCUCUGCAAAAGAAAUAUUUUCUGCAAGACAUGGCAUGAGGGGAUUUGUGCAGCUUGCAAUACCGGCGCCGUACAUGUGCGAUGGUUAAAUGUAGACUUGCUAAACCAACAUUGUGCAGGCCCAGAAAAUUUUUCAUGUGUACUAUCAGACACCCCCAAGUAUUUUUUGAUAUUCAAAGUUUGAUUUUGACUCUUUUUUUUCUUUCACAUGCUUACAUGGAAGCAUGUGAUUGGAAGCAGUAUUCAGAGUUCAUCCACGAUGCCUGUUUUCUAUGGUACAGAGUAUGCAUCCUUAGAUAGCUACUAUAUCACCCAUCUCGAAGAUAAAGGGCUAUGGCUCAUCUCACUAUCCAUCUUGUUUGGCACCAAACUCUAUUUUUGAGAUGAGUGAUAGCCGUGUAUUUUCAAGAUGGAUCACAUGGUGGCUAUUCAAUGAUUAUUUUUUUUGACAAUAGCCAUCUAAUGAUCCACGGUGUAAAAUAUACGCAACAAAGGCUUUGGACCUAACAAUAACUUGGAUCUGAUUUGAGGCCGUACGGAACAGUAGCAAUAUCACCUUAAUCCCCUGUCUAUCUAGGAUCAUGAUGUGAUGUAACAUGAGUGGCUAAGCCUGGAUUCUUUAACUUCGAGGAUGCUCUCUUUCUUUGCAAGGAUACGUGUUUAAAGAUCCGUUCAUUUUAACUUAAGAAUCAAAUGCUAUCUCUUUCUUUUGGCUUUUAGUGAUGCAUCUAUUUCUCAAAUGGGAUAGAGACUGCAGUGGAAGAAAUUAUAUUCCACACCACGUGCACAACAUGGCAGUGCGCCACUCCAAUCACGGAAGAUAUAUAUAAGCUGACAGCAACCAUUGAAGGAUAAGUUUGAAGCCCAUAGCACUAGCGGAUGGUAGAGGCCAGACUCGAGGGAGAUAUAAUCGGAGACUUAUUGAUUACAUGCCUGUCACCCAUUGGUUGAAUUGAGCAGGACAUGUUAGUAAAGUCCAGUCCGGUUCCGUAGGGUUUGGGUAAAGUCACCAUCCCCCAACCCUCGUUCAGCUUGAAACAUUCAAACCAUCGCAAAAAUUGCUUGGCAUAAUGAUAAACUUGUUUUGUUAUGGCAUGCGUGUUAUUGGUUCAAAAUACGAAAAAAAAGCUCUCCGCACCUGAGAGUAAGGCCAUGUAUCAUGGUUUGUCGUACCGGUCUAAACUGAACAGUACGGGACAUACCGUACCAUACCGAUUCGGUAUCGGUACCCCGUAUAGGUGGCAUACCGACACUCGAUAUACUAAAAAAACUCUGUAUCGUACCAUACUGUACCGAUACUGUGGUAGUAUGGCACCGAUAUGGGAUCCGGUACCGAGACGACGAAUUUUUCAAUAUAUAUUUAACCUUUCUAAACCCCGCAAUGGUAGUAGUCUUGUGCAUUGAGUUGUUUUUUUGUUAAUGUACCCAAAUUGGAGCAUAGGUUGAUGUGUAAGAUUGAAAUGCAAUAUAUGUCAAAGACUUGGCACUCUUUCUCUGCAAAAGAAACAUUUUCUGCAAGACAUGGCAUGAGGGGAUUUGUGCAGCUGGCAAUACCGGCGCGGUACAUGGGCGAUGGUUAAAUGUAGACUUGCUAAACCAACAUUGUGUAGGCCCAGAAAAUUUUUCGUGCAUCAGACACCCCCAAGUAUUUUUUGAUGUUCAAAGUUUGAUUUUGACUCUUUUUUUCUUUCACAUGCUGACAUGGAAGCAUGUGAUUGGAAGCAGUAUUCAGAGUUCAAAAUUGAUAUCAGAUAUAUUUUCAAAUAAAUUAAUCUCUGAUGCAUGUAACUAGAUUAUAAUUAACCCAUUUCUGUUUCUUAGAAACAAGAGGCGUUCUCCUUGCUUCCAUUUAAGUAUUUGCCAUUCGAGCGACCAAACAUAAUGAUAAACCAAUUCGGCAUCGACGAUUGACAAUAAUGAACAAUGAUCAUCCAACGUAGAGAGCAUGCAUCCUUGGACAGGUGCUGCAUCACUCAUCUCGAGAAUAAAGGGCUAUGGCUCAUCUCUCUGUCCACUUUGUUUGGCACCAAACUUUAUUUUUGAGAUGAAUGAUAGCCGUAUGUUUUCAAGAUGGAUGAUUAUUUUUUUUGAUGAUGGCUGUCCAAUAGAUUCACAUGCAGCUCUUCACGGUGUAAAAUAUGCAUAACAAAGGCUUUGGACCUAACAAUAAUUAAGAUACGAUCCGAGACUGUAGAUAUUUAUACGGAACAGUAGCGAUAUCACCUGUAGCGAUAUCACCUCAAUCCCCUAUCUGUCUAGGAUCACGGUGUGAUGUAAGAUGAGUGGCUAAGCUUGGAUUUUUUAAUUUCGAGGAUGCUCUCUUUCUUCGCGACGAUACAUGUUUAAAGGUUAUAAAGCUCCCACCGUUCAUUUUAAUUUAAUAAUCAAAUGCUAUCCCUUCUUUUUGGCUUUUAGUGAUGCAUCUAUUUCUCAAAUGGGAUAGAGACUACAGUGGAAGAAAUUAUAUUCCACACCACGUGGCUCACCGCCAUGCUAAUCACGAAGAUAUUUAUAAGCUGACAUCAACCACUGAAGGAUAAGUUUGAAGCCCAUAGCACUAGCGGACGGUAGAGGCCAGACUCAAGAGAGAUAUAACCGAAGACUUUUUGUUGAAGAAGAGACAGAAUUGUAGAUGGAUGGCAACAUAGUGCCCAACAAAAACAAAAACAAGCCAGUCACCCGUUGGUUGAAAUAGAGCAUGACAUGUUAGCAAAGUCCAGUCCAGCUCCAUAGGGUUUGGGAAAAGUCACUAUCCCCCGACCCUCAUUUAGCUUGAAACAUUCAAAGCAUCACAAAAAUUUCUAUCACCCGUCCCUUACGGUAGACAUGCAGAGGAAUAUGCAACUAGAUGGUGGCUAUAAAAGGCCUCGAACUCUCUCUCAACAACCACAAUAACCUUAAAACACCUUGGGCCUAUCAGAACCUUAGCUAUGUCAUCUCCAAAAUUCCUCUCCACCCUUCUUCUGUUUCUAAUCCUUUCAUUUCUUCUUGCCUUGGCAUCAGCUUCACUUGCAUCCCAAGGGAGGGCCCUCCUCCAGUGGAAAGUCAGCCUCCAGAGCCAAGGAUCACUUGAAUCUUGGAACCUCGACACUAGUCCAUGCAACUGGACUGGAAUCUCAUGCAACGUCACACGUCGAGGCCGACAUGUGAUCACGGAGGUGAAUCUGGCCCAAAAGGGUCUGGCAGGAACGCUAAAUGCUCUCAACUUCUCCCUCCUAUCAUCACUUACCAGUCUCAACCUCACGUUCAACCAGCUCUAUGGAAGCAUCCCUCCCACCAUAUCUGCUCUUUCGAAGCUCAUCUCUCUUGAUCUCUGCACUAAUAACUUUGCAGGGACAAUUCCAUUGCAGAUCAGCUCUCUGACAAAGCUCAACUCUUUCAAUCUUAGUGAGAAUCAGAUAAGCGGUUCCAUCCCUCCUUGGCUAAGUAAUAUGACAAGGCUUAACUUCUUAUACCUAUACCAAAAUAACCUUUCAGGUACCAUCCCUAAGGAAUUAGGAAGGCUUGGGAAUCUCUUGGAGUUGAAAAUCUACACCAACCAUAUAACAGGUUCCAUCCCUCCCACUUUGGGAAAUUUAACCCGGCUUCAAUUAUUGUUUUGCUCCCACAACGGGAUAUCUGGCUCCAUGCCUCCCGAAUUAGGGAAUCUCAUAAACCUGGUUUAUUUAGGCAUGGGUAAUAACAGUCUGACAGGUUUCAUCCCUCUUAGCUUGGGAAACUGGACCAAGCUUAACUGGUUCUUUCUUUGGGGUAAUCAUCUCUUCGGCUCCAUUCCUUCUGAAAUAGGAAAUCUAGCGGAGUUAACUAUGCUAGAACUCUCAACAAACAAUUUAACAGGUUCCAUCCCCACCAGCUUAGGAAAUUUAACCAAGCUUAAUAUUAUGUACCUUUGGGGCAAUCAUCUCUCGGGAUCAAUUCCUCAUGAAAUAGGAAAUCUAAUGGAGUUAGCUAAUCUAGACCUCUCAGCAAACAAUUUAACAGGUUCCAUCCCCACCAGCUUAGGAAAUUUAACCAAGCUUGAAAUCUUGUACUUCUUUAAAAAUCAGAUCUCUCGAUCGAUUCCUCAUGAAUUAGGAAACUUGGUAAGCUUGAGAGAUUUGGAAAUCAAUACCAACCUUUUAGAUGGUUCAAUCCCUGCUAGUAUAGGAAAUUUAACCAAGCUUGAAAUCUUGUAUCUCUUUAAAAAUCAGAUCUCUGGAUCGAUUCCUCCUGAAUUUGGAAACUUGGUAAGCUUGAGAGAUUUGGAAAUCAAUACCAACCUUUUAGAUGGUUCAAUCCCUACUAGUAUCGGAAAUUUAACCAAGCUUGAAAUCUUGUACCUCUUUAAAAAUCAGAUCUCUAGAUCAAUUCCUCCUGAAUUAGGAAACUUGGUAAGUUUGAGAGAUUUGGAAAUCAAUACCAACCUUUUAGAUGGUUCAAUCCCUGCUAGUAUCGAAAAUUUAACCAAGCUUGAAAUCUUGUACCUCUUUAAAAAUCAGAUCUCUGGAUCAAUUCCUCAUGAAUUAGGAAACUUGGUAAGCUUGAGAGAUUUGGAAAUCAAUAACAACGUUUUAGAUGGUUCAAUCCCUGCUAGUAUCGGAAAUUUAACUAAGCUUGAAAUCUUGUACCUUUUUGAAAAUCAUAUAUCUGGCUCGAUCCCUCCAUCUUUUGGAAGCUUAACCAACCUUACUGAUUUGCGCUUAUUCGACAAUCGACUAUCUGGUUCUUUGCCUCAGGAAUUUAACAAUUUUACAAAUUUGAAAUUUCUCGACUUGACGAACAACAAUUUUUCUGGCCAUUUACCACAUGACAUAUGCAAAGGAGGAGUUCUAUUUCAUCUCACUUUGAAUAACAAUCAUUUUGAAGGUCCGAUUUCCAAAAGCUUGAAAAACUGUACAAGCCUAGUUAGAGUCCGACUUGAGCAGAACCAACUAUCUGGGGAUAUAUCUGAAAAUCUUGGAGUGUAUCCACAUCUCUCAUACAUCGAUUUAAGCUUCAAUAGGCUGUCUGGUAAGCUCUCACCAAAUUGGGGAGGAUGUCAUAAUUUGUCGCUCUUAAGAAUCUCUGACAACAAGGUUACAGGAAGCAUACCAGCAGAACUUGGAAAGUUGACUCUACUGCAAGAACUUGACCUUUCCUCAAACUAUCUAUCAGGAGAGAUGCCGAAGGAUCUGAGCAUGUUAACUAAUCUAUAUAACUUGACUUUGAGCAACAACCAACUUGUUGGAGAGGUAUAUCCAGAAUUUGGAGAACUAUCUAAUUUGGAGAUUCUUGAUCUAUCAGCAAAUCAACUAAGGGGAAGGGUACCAGAACAAUUAGGUAACUGCAUAAAUCUUUAUUCGCUGAAGCUUGGAAACAAUCAUUUUAAUGGAAGCAUUCCCUUUCAAAUUGGAAAUCUAGUAAACCUGCAAGCCUUCCUCGAUCUAAGCCACAACUCAUUUACUGGAGAGAUACCACCACAAUUUGGCAAACUGGAUAAGCUAGAAGUUCUGAAUCUAUCACACAAUGAGCUGACUGGUCAUGUUCCGCCUUCUUUGAGUGGUAUGAAGAGCUUGUCAUCUGUAGACUUAUCAUACAAUGAAUUAGAAGGCCCACUACCCAACAACAAAAUUUUCCAGAAUGUUUCAGUGGAAGGGUUCAGCCACAACAAGGGCUUGUGUGGUGCAGUGAAAGGUUUGCCUUCAUGUGGCUUGUUUACAACUAGCAAAGAUGAUUCAAAUAAGCACCACAAACUUCUCUUGUUAAUUAUUGUUCCUAGUCUCUUAGUUCUAUUUGUUGUAUUUGCUCUGCAAAUUCUGAGGAGGAAGAAAUAUACGAGAAAUGAUGCAAGUAUUGAAGAAAGUGGAUUCUCUAUUUCGAACUUCAAUGGAGAAGACGCAUACGAUGGCAUCAUUCAAGCAACAGAGAAUUUUGAUGCCAAGUAUUGCAUUGGCACUGGAGCAUUUUCCAGUGUUUACAAAGCACUGCUGCCAAGUGACAAGUUGGUAGCUGUGAAGAAAUUUCAUCCAUUAGAAAUUGAAGAGUUGCCAAGCAAGCAAACUUUUUGGAAUGAAAUACGGGCACUGACCCAGAUCCAACAUCGGAAUAUUGUGAAGCUUUAUGGUUUUUGCUCCAGUGCUCGACAUAAGUUUCUUGUUUGUGAAUAUAUGGAGAGAGGAAGCUUGGCAAACAUUCUCCGAAGUGAAAAUGCCUCUAAAUUGGAUUGGUCUAAGAGAGUGGAUGCUGUAAAACAUAUUGCUCAUGCUCUAUCAUACAUGCACCAUGAUUGUGCUCCACCAUUAGUGCACCGAGACAUAACAAGUAAUAAUAUUCUACUUGAUUUAGAAUACAAGGCUUGUAUUUCGGACUUCGGUAUUGCUAGACUUGUAAAGCCUGAUUCAUCUAAUUGGAGUAUGCUUGCAGGCACACGAGGAUAUUUGGCCCCAGAGCUUGCAUACACAAUGAGGGUUACUGAGAAAUGUGAUGUAUAUAGUUUUGGAGUAGUAGCACUUGAGAUUGUAAUGGGAAAGCAUCCAGGAGAUCUCAUCUGUACUUUAUCUUCUUCCGUCGGUGAAAACACCUUUCUAAAAGAUAUAUUAGACCCGCGACUACGACCUCCUACAACUCAAGCUGCAAAUGAGUUAGUUGUAGUAGUUAUGACAGCAUUUCAGUGUUUGGAUAACAAUCCGCAUUCUCGUCCAACAAUGCGAAAUGUAUCUCAACGGCUAUCUACCAUCGGGGCACGACCAAACUCCCAACCUUUGGACAUGAUUAAGUUAUGUCACCUAAUCCAUGUCAAGAAUGAGGAAGCCUGUUGAACCUGUUGAAAAAAUUCUGGUAGAAGGUGACAGGAGUGAGGAAAUUCGGAGUUGGGCACAAUUGAUAUUUGCAAAACAAGAGAGUGCAAUAUAUUCGGUCAAAAGAAAACAAUCUUUGCGAGCUCAAUACAUAUAUGGUUUUAUAUUUUUCCUGACAAAUUUAUUGGCCUGUUUGUUCGUGACUACGGGCACAAAUUUCUCCAUAUUCUUCAUUGUAGGUCACUAUCCAGUCCAUCAUGUAUGCCUCUUCAUAUCGAGCAUUUGACAACUAUAUUAAAUAAGUUCGUACUUUAGUUAAUAAUUUUGAUAUGCACUUCAAAACUAAUAUGAAAAUUACUCUAAGCUGUGAUCUUUAUACUCAGAUCUGCUACUUAUUGACCAAUAGUUCUGAACUUUGCAUAUGGAAUGGAUAAAUCCUUUGCAAUUCUUUCUUAUCCAUAACCAGAUUAUAAUGUACUCAAAACUUCCUCAAUAUUAAAAUUUUCUUCUCUCGAACCUCCUUUAAUUAUCACAACAGUACUAGAUCAAUGAAUAAAUAAUUUUGUUUGGAAAGGAAAAUGAAUAAUGCAUGUUUUUACAGAUAUAUCAUGGGUAUAUUAAAUACCUUUCUAAGUUUCCUUUGAGAAAAGAGUAUCUUUGUAAUUGUAAUCUGCUAUAAUCCAUUUCUUUAUUUUACUAAGAAAUAGUUAGCUCAAUUAAUCUUGGAAGAAUAACAUUUUUAAUUUUUAGGUUGCUUAUCUCACAUUGGGAAGCAACCUGAUAUAUUUACACUAGCAUAUUAAAUACCUUUCUUUUGUUUUGGGAAAAGAGUAUCUUUGUAGUUGUAAUCUGCUAUAAUCCAUUUCCUUAUUUUAUUAAAAACAGUUAGUUCAAUCAAUCAGGGAUGAGUAGCACUUCUAAUUUUUAGGCUGCCUAUCUCACAUUGGGCACUAAUCCAAUAUAUUUACAGUAACAAACUUCUUCACUUCCUAAUUACAUUGUAGAUCAUAAAUAGAAACUUUAAACAGGAGAUGUGCCAUACGAUUUACAAGCUUAUUAUCAUGUAAAUCAUGUUUUUACGCUUCAAUUAUCUUUCCAGAUAUUACAGUAUGUGGAAUUGAUGGUGAUGAAUGUUUUCAUGCUGCAGGCAUGCUUCGUAUAUGCUUAGGGUGCUUCAUAUCCUUCAAUAAGGACAAUUCAGUGAGCCUCCAGUUUUUUUCUAGCUAAAGUCUUGUAUAUAGCUAUUCAUUCUCAUUAUUAUCAGAAUAUGACAUAAUAAUUGUUUCAAAUAAAGUCCUUCAUGGCUGUAAUUCCACACCUACAUUUUGUGGAAGAAAUGGUUCAGUGGGAAUAAACUUCUGAAAAGUUAAUCUAUUAGGAACCUUGACAAAUAUUCUCGGAUAUUUUUCUCAUUUAUGUUUGUCACUACACUUAGAGCUGAGGAGCUGCAAGAAGCUCGCAACUCAUGGCAUUCUAGAUGUUGGGCUUUAAGGGUUGCUAUAUAUCUAUUGUCAGUGACGGCUCCAGUCAUCAUCCCUCCACGUUUCAUCCAAUUAUAUGGUAUGCUAAAAGUCAUCGAGCAUGACAUUUAUGUUAUUGAAUGUAAUUGUAUCAUUUAAUUUAACUGAAACAGUUUAUGUAGUUUCUCUAGAUCAUGGAGGUUUUUUUCCUGUUCUUAUUUAAUCUACAAAACUGUAUUAUCAUUAUGCCAAUUUCUUCCACGACAAAACAGUGCGUACGUCUUUUUUUUUUUUUUGCAUCACAAAUAAUAAUGUCAGAAUGAUGCUAAGUCGUUGGAUUUUAUGCAGAGCUGCUAACGUAUAAACUUUACCAAAGAUUUCAAAUUUUUUGUUUGUCCUUCCACCUUUUGACAUUAAGAAGCUAAUUUACUAAGAAUACAGCAUGUGUGAAUUAAUAAGAUGUGUGUGUCUAUGGGCUUUAUUUCUCUAUCCACCAGGAAGCUAGGAAAAAAAGAACCAAAAGAAUCUUCUGGGAAAAAAGGACAGGAGACAACAGCUAUUUUACCUUUUUCUUUUUGCAGGCGAAGUUGCUCACGUAGGAACGCUCGCACCUUCGGCGAGCGUAGGAUGUUGCCGAGGUUUGUUGCGGAGUCUGCUCGAGCACUGGCAAUGGAGUCCAGACUCACCACCCUUGCAGACACACCCUUGAUAGCUCGGGACACCUGGGGUUCCUUCUCUGCUCAGGCAGCUCCUCGGACGGUGUUUUCCACCUGGGAGCCCCCACCCCCUAGUUUUCUCAAUGUCAACUUUGACGGGUCGGUGUUGGAUGGAGGUACACGAGGCGGGGCAGGCUUCGUCAUAUGGGACCCUCACUCCAGGGUAGUGGCAGCGGGCGGUUGCCGGUUGUUCGACAUAUCAGUUCCAGGGGCGGAGUUGCGAGCUGCCUGGGCAGGUGUUCGCCAUGCGCGGCAGGUACUGCGGGCUAGCUCGAUCAUCUUGGAGGGCGAUUCGGCUACGGUUAUUGGAUGGAUUCGGCGGAGACCGAGUGGUGAGAGCACUGACCACCCUCUAAUCCGGGACAUUGGGAUGAUGGUGAGGGAUGGCAUGGCCUUUGAGGCCAAGCAUGUAUUCAGAGAGGCCAACGGGGCGGCUGACUGGGUGGCUGCAUACGCGGCCCACCAUUCAGGAUACGCCCUAUGGGCAGGAGAGAGUGAGAUGCCGUUGGCACUACGUGAGAUUGUGUAUUUUGAUUUUCUUGGGUGUAUUCGGACACGCGUUGUCUGAAGAACCCGUUAAA
Messenger RNA from Phoenix dactylifera (date palm), 14630 nucleotides. The record is from RefSeq and is a predicted model, not a curated record. Lineage: Eukaryota; Viridiplantae; Streptophyta; Magnoliopsida; Arecales; Arecaceae.